AUGACCCCGCCCUCCCAGAGUCCGGUUUUGGGGUCAUUAGAAUUUGUGGCUCCGUACCUCUUCAUCGCAGACUUGGGGUCGCUGCAGCCCAUGACAGAGGCCCAGAGCCCGGCCGUGGGGUCACCUCAGGCCACGGGGUCCCUGCAGCCUGUACCGCAAGCCCAGAGUCCGGUGAAGGAAUCUCUGCAGCCUGUGACUCAAGCCCAAAGUCCGGUGAUAGAAUCCCUGCAGCCAAUGGCUCAAGCCCAAAGCUCGGCUACGGUGUCACCACAGGCCAUGGGGUUCCUGCAUCCCGUGACUCAAGCCCACGGCCCAGCAAUGGUGUACUUGCCGCCCAUGACCUCUCAUGCCCAGAGCCCGGCCAUGGGGUCACCUCAAGCUUUGGGGUCCCAUCAAUUCAUGACCUCUCAUUCUCAGAGCCCGGACACAGGGUCCCUGCAGCCCAUGACUCAAGCCCAGAGCCCGGUGAUGGGAUCACCACAGGCAAUGGGAGCCCUGCAGCCCAUGACCUCUCGAGCCAACAGCCCGGCCACAGCAUCCCAGCAGCCUACAGCACCACCCAUGAAUCCGGCCGUGGAGUCCCUGGAGCCUGUGCGUCAAGCCCACAGCCCGGCCGUGGAGUCCCUGGAGCCUGUGCGUCAAGCCCACAGCCCGGCCGUGGGGUCAGCACAAGCCAUGGCUCCCGAGACGCAGGGUUCAGCAGAUGAGUCGCCGCGAGGUGCCCCAGACCAGCCGCCUCAACCCUCCACCUCGCACGCCCCAAACCCCUGA
Eriocheir sinensis (Chinese mitten crab) is the source of this 771-nucleotide messenger RNA. RefSeq lists its product as uncharacterized. Lineage: Eukaryota; Metazoa; Arthropoda; Malacostraca; Decapoda; Varunidae. The transcript has a single exon. The coding region runs from base 1 to 771 and encodes 256 amino acids. The record is from RefSeq and is a predicted model, not a curated record.